This is a messenger RNA of Guillardia theta CCMP2712, 981 nucleotides long. RefSeq lists its product as hypothetical. Bases 1 to 981 code for a protein of 326 amino acids. The record is from RefSeq and is a predicted model, not a curated record. The transcript has a single exon. NCBI's taxonomy places the organism in Eukaryota, Cryptophyceae, Pyrenomonadales, Geminigeraceae. Gene Ontology annotation, biological process: amino acid transmembrane transport.
AUGAUCGUCCUCCUCUCCCUCCUGGCCAUCAUCGGCAUGGGAGCAGGGCAGGCGAACUUCUCGCGGCUGCUCGUCUCCUCCUUCACCCCCCACAAGCUCCUGCUGCAGAUGCCCAUCAUGCUACAGAUUCUCAUGUACCUCCAGGUCGUCCCCACAGUCUGCAGCAUGCUCAACGGCAAGCCCGACCGCAUCAGGAUUGCGGUCCUCGUCGGCUCCCUCCUCCCCCUUCUCGUCUGCCUCCUAUGGAGCGCCGUCGGCAUCGCGCUCGUGCCCUCCAACGGCGGCGCUCUCUCCAUGGACCCCGUUGACUUUCUUCUCUCGCAGUGCGACGGCUCCUCGAUCCUCCCCACAGCCACCGGCCUCAUCGCCUUCGCGGCUAUCGGGACGACCCUCAUCGGCAUCUACCUCAUCAUCGCCCAGUACCUCCACGAGAUCCUCGUGAGCUGGAGGGGCGGCAGGCGGCAGGAGGAGGAGGCGAGUGGGAAGAGGCGGCCAGGUCUGUCUAGGCGCGUGCAGGUGCAACGAGAUGUGUCGAGGAUGAUCUUGAGAUCGGAGUCAGCCGGUGACGUCAGCCUGACUCGCCCGCACCAUCUUCUCUCCCCCUCCGACCGCGUCGCUGCUGCUCUGCUUGCGUCCGUUCCUCCUCUCCUCUUCGCGCUCGGAGGCGAGUCAGUCUACAUCAUUGCCCUCGCCUUCGCAGGAGCGUAUCCUCUGUGCGUCAUGUGGGGCCUGGCUCCUCCAUUCCUCCUCUCCAGCCUCAGGAACAAGGCAGAGGACAAGCGAGACCUGUACAGCAGCAGCAUGCGGCUGUUUCCUGGAGGAGGAGGCUCCUUCUUGCAGCUCUCGGGCUUCGCUCUGCUCCUCAUGCUAGUCGCCCUCACGAGGGACCUGCGGGAGCUGCUCCUCCUCCUGCCGCAGCUGACGCGGGGGGCUGCGAAGCUGGUGGGGAUGGCAGGGGAGGAGUGGGUGCAUGCGGGAUAG